Molecule: messenger RNA, 1952 nt
Organism: Drosophila guanche
Lineage: Eukaryota; Metazoa; Arthropoda; Insecta; Diptera; Drosophilidae
Product: elongation of very long chain fatty acids protein AAEL008004
Exons: 10
Coding region: 26-1243 (405 amino acids)
Biological process (GO): fatty acid elongation, polyunsaturated fatty acid; sphingolipid biosynthetic process; fatty acid elongation, saturated fatty acid
Cellular component (GO): endoplasmic reticulum membrane
Molecular function (GO): fatty acid elongase activity
Source: RefSeq, a predicted model, not a curated record
GCAGCAACCACUACACAGUAACACAAUGGCCUUAAUUAUGAAAUACAUCGACACCGUAACCAGGUACCUGGACUCACAUGGUGACUCAAGGACAAAGGACUGGCCCAUGAUGUCAUCCCCGUUUCCCACACUGGCUGUGUGCCUCACAUACGUCUACCUGGUCAAGGUGCUGGGACCGCGGUUAAUGGAGAAUCGAAAGCCCCUGCAUCUCCAGAACACACUAGUCCUCUACAAUGCCAUACAGGUUGUGUUCAGCGCGUGGCUAUUCUACGAGUGCUUAAUGGGCGGCUGGUGGGGCGCAUACAGCUUCCGCUGCCAGCCGGUGGACUACACAGAUAGUGCCACAUCCCGGAGAAUAGGCAUUUCCGGUUGGCUAACUGGACAUUAUAGCUUCCGAUGUCAGCCAGUCGACUAUAGUAAUAAUCCUAGAACGUUAAGGAUGGUCCAUGCCUGCUGGUGGUACUACUUCUCAAAAUUCACAGAGUUCAUGGAUACGAUUUUCUUCGUGCUGCGCAAGAAGACCAGCCAGGUGACGACACUUCACGUCAUCCAUCACGGCUGCAUGCCCAUGUCGGUCUGGUUCGGCGUGAAAUUCACUCCAGGCGGCCACAGCACCUUCUUCGGACUGCUCAACACAUUUGUGCACAUCGUGAUGUACACCUACUACAUGUUCUCGGCCAUGGGUCCCCAGUACCAGAAGUACCUCUGGUGGAAGAAGUAUCUGACCACCUUGCAGAUGGUCCAGUUUAUUCUGAUCAUGGUGCACGCCUUCCAGCUCCUAUUCAUUGACUGCAACUAUCCGAAGGCGUUCGUCUGGUGGAUCGGCAUGCACGCUGUCAUGUUCUUCUUCCUCUUCAACGAGUUCUACAAGGCAGCCUACAGGAACCGUCUAAUGAAAAAGAAUGCGUUGCUGGCCAACGGACACGCAAAGCCGAACGGCUACUGCAAGAGUAUCAAUGCCCAUGAUGACCUGGCCAUGCCACAGCCGACGGCCGCCACAGUGACACCGGUGUCGAAGGCCAACGGCAGCGUGGCGCCCCUCACCAACGGCCAUGCGAACGGGCUGAGCAACGGAUACGGCAAGCAGCUGGCCAACGGCAAUGCGCCGGCGUCGACGACGACGCAGAACGGCAGUGGCCACAAGGGAGGAGCAGGGCCCAACGGUCUGCUGACAAACGGAUACGCCACCAAGCUGCUGGACGACGCUUCCCAGGACCUGAAGCAGCGGAAGACGCAGAAAUAAUAUCGGGGUAAAGCGGGGAGGCGCCAGCACAGAGCCUAGGACAGGGCAAAGUCCUGGCAGCAGCGCUGGGAGCUACCCUCGGAACUGGGCAGGGGGGAGGUUGGAGCUCCCCAAGUCAUUACCACUUCAUACGUCACACGUCUCGUCACGUCACUUUCUCCCAUUCUCAUCCACACACAAAUACAAAUAAAAACCACCCACACACACCUGGACACAUUCUGGAGCAAUGCCUCGAGUAAUGGAAAAAUUCCCAAUAGUCUGACUAUGGGCAUGUUUGACUUAUGCGUACGUAUACGCAUACAGACAGGUAUUCUCCACUCAACACUCAACAUUCACCCCAACCCACUCCACGGCCACACGGUCAUGCUGAGAGUAUGCGGCCAGGCAUACCUAUUUAUGCAUCCCAUAAUCAAAUGUAUAGGAAAAAUCAGAGAGAUCCCACACUUAUGCAUACAUACAUUACAUGCGAGUAUGUACAAUACAUACAAACAAUAUUUUGUUGCUUAUUUUCUUUUAAACACACACAAACACACACACACACAUAUACUUUAGUUGUACAAAGCUUUCUACAUAUUAUAAGUACAGAAGAAAUCAACAACAAAAGGAAGGAACCAAACGGAAGCCCUGCGCGUAAACAAUUUGUUAACUAAACGCAACAUUCAAGUUUAAUAAAUUGUAUUUGUGUGUGUGGAGGAGCAUGGAAAUGAAC